Ylistrum balloti is the source of this 1136-nucleotide messenger RNA. Its product is annotated as WD repeat-containing protein 55-like. The transcript is spliced from 8 exons. Gene Ontology annotation, molecular function: protein binding. Bases 1 to 1116 code for a protein of 371 amino acids. NCBI's taxonomy places the organism in Eukaryota, Metazoa, Mollusca, Bivalvia, Pectinida, Pectinidae. The record is from RefSeq and is a predicted model, not a curated record.
AUGGCGACGAAGGAUGCAGACCUAGAAAAACCAAAGGACAUAAAAUUUGAUGGCAUGGUGGUAGACAUAUGUUUCCAUCCCAUCAAAGAUGUGAUUGCCGCAGGAGACAUAGACGGAGAAGUUUCAAUACACUCCUACUCCAGUAAAGGAGAAAACAACACAUUGAUGACAUUUAAAAACCAUAAGAAAGCCUGCAGAGCUCUGUGUUUUUCUGCGAAUGGUGAAGAGCUGUACACAGCAUCUAAAGACAAGUCCAUACACAUUGUUGACAUGAAUACUGGGACACUAAAGCGCAAGUUGAAGAAGGCACAUGAGUCACCAAUAUACAGCAUACUUGUAACAGGAGAAAACUUCCUUGCAACAGGUGAUGAUGAUGGAAAUUUAAAGAUCUGGGAUUUGAGAACUAACAAGGCAGAAAUGGAAGUAAAACACAAUGAGGAAUUCAUCAGCGACAUGGAUAUAGACGAUCAACAUAAAAUUCUCAUCGCUACCAGUGGAGAUGGAACACUUACAGCGUUCAACAUUCGUAGGAAGAGAAUGGAUAUGCAGUCAGAACUAUUUGAUUCAGAACUUCUGUCUUUAGCUCGUCUGAAGGAAAAAGGGAAAGUCAUAUGUGGAUCAGGAGAAGGUGUUCUAAAUAUUUUCAACUGGGGAGAAUGGGGAAAUAUCAGUGACCGUUUUCCUGGCCAUCCUUUGUCCGUGGAUUGUAUGGUAGCUGUUACAGACAACAUCCUGUGUACAGGCUCGAGUGACGGUAUUGUAAGAGCUGUAAAUAUUUUACCAAACCGGUUCCUUGGUGUGGUAGGGGAUCAUGACAAUUUCCCGGUGGAAAAUCUUAGUCUGUCACACGAUGGUAACCUACUGGCCAGCUGUUCCCAUGAUCAGACAAUAAAGUUCUGGAACACAAGUGAUUUCAGGGAGCUUUCAGUGAACACAAAGAAAAAGGCAGGGAAGGGAAACACACUUAAAAAGUUGAACUCCUCAAACAAAAAUGACUUUUUUGCUGGUCUCGCAGAUGAUAAUGACGUUGAUAAGAAUGAGGACAACGAAGAUGAGGACGAAAGUGAUAGUGAUGAAGAUGAUGAAAAUGAAGUGGACGAUGAUGAUGAUGCAUAAAAAGGAAUUAAAUAAGUGAU